AUUUUGUGGGGCUCCCCAUCCGGUCACAUCCACCCCACUCCGCCCCCACUUGGUGUACAUAACAAACCAACGGGCUUAAUUGGCAAAUUAGUAGCGGGUUAAAUGUGCGCGGCAGGCAGUCCCAUCGUCAGUGUGCUUCUCCGGCAGAAUGUGCUCCUCCGGAGCAGUGGUGUUCUCCGGAGCCGGGACUCCAUGCUGUCGCCAUGCAAACCGAACUAUAGACGCGAGUCCCGGGCUUUCUCGUCGAACGCUGGGGCUUUGGCUGGCGCUCCAGCUGCUCCCGGCCAGAUCUCGCACCCAAAAACAGUGAGUGAUUUCCAAAAGCUUCACGAAGCCACCAAAAAGAAGUUCCAAUCCAAAAAGCUGCCGGCGGACGUGCAUCCGGAUGCAGUGUUCGCCUGCAACGAGCUGGACCUCAGCGAGGUGCAGGUGUAUGGAUUUGACUAUGACUACACUCUAGCUUGCUACAAGCCCAUCCUGGAGGACCUGCUGUACAACCUCGCCCGCGAGAUGCUGGUAAAAAGGUUCCACUACCCGGAGGACAUCCUUGAACUUGAGUAUGAGCCUAACUUCGCGGUGCGCGGCCUGCAUUACGACGUUGAGAAGGGACUGCUGGUGAAGCUGGACAGCUUUCUGCAGCUGCAACUCGGCUCUGUUUAUCGGGGGCGUACUAAGGUGGAGGCGGAGGAGGUGCUGAAGCUGUACCACAACCGCUUGCUGCCCAUCGCCUACGUGGAGGGACCCAACAACAGCUACCGACACAACACCAACUCCAAAAUGGUUCAACUAGCCGACCUGUUUUCUGUACCUGAAAUGUGCCUGCUGUGCAACGUCAUCGAAUAUUUUGAGCGCAAUCGCAUCGACUAUAAUCCGGAGAUUGUUUUCCAUGACACACGAACCGCCAUGGGUUCCUGCCAUCCCAUAAUGCACGGCAAGGUUAUGCUUGACACCGAGAAGUACAUAGAACGCAACCCGAAGCUGGUCAAGUUCUUCGAGAAACUGCAGCAGGCGGGCAAGAAUCUCUUUCUGGUCACCAACAGUCCAUACUCGUUUGUAAACUGCGGAAUGUCCUGGUUGGUGGGCUCCAACUGGCGCGACUUCUUCGAUGUUGUUAUCGUGCAGGCUCGCAAGCCCAAAUUUUUCACUGACGAGUCGCGACCAAUAAGGCUGUUCGAUGAGCGGACUAAGUCGCAUCUGUGGGAUCGUGUUUUCAAGCUCGAAAAGGGCAAGAUUUACUACGAGGGUUCUGUAAAACAGCUGCAAGAGCUCAAGGGUUGGCGCGGUCACUCGGUACUUUACUUUGGAGAUCAUCCUUACAGCGAUCUGGCUGAUGUUACUCUCAAGCACAGCUGGAGGACAGGUGCCAUCAUCAGUGAACUGGCGCACGAAAUAAAAACCCUCAAUCGGAAGGAUUUUAAGAUGAGUGCUAACUGGCUACAGAUGCUCACGCAGCUAAUUGAAGAGACCCAGGACGACGAGAGUGAGGCCGCCCAGAUUUGCCUAAAAGAGUGGAUGGAAGAGCGAGAUCAGUUGCGUAACAAAACGAAGAACGUAUUCAACGAGCAGUUUGGCAGCGUGUUCCGCACAUACCACAACCCCACGUACUUCUCAAGACGCCUCUUCCGUUUUGCCGACAUCUACACCAGCGACAUAACCAAUCUGCUAAAGUUCUCCACCACCCACACCUUCUAUCCUCGACGGGGCGUGAUGCCUCACGAAUAUGCCUCCCACUUCAUCUAGAGAAUGUUAAGAAUAACGUUUCUUAAGAAGCUCACCUUAGUUGUAGGUCAAAAAGUGCCAGUGUUGAUUGCUUGUAGCUCGAAACUAGUGAAUUUACCUCGUGUAUAUUGUUAUUUACAUUGUUGCUCAAUAAAAUCGUUGUAAUAGUUCAAAAAAA
Molecule: messenger RNA, 1897 nt
Organism: Drosophila ficusphila
Lineage: Eukaryota; Metazoa; Arthropoda; Insecta; Diptera; Drosophilidae
Gene: Nt5c
Product: 5'-nucleotidase domain-containing protein 3
Exons: 7
Coding region: 103-1740 (545 amino acids)
Molecular function (GO): 5'-nucleotidase activity
Source: RefSeq, a predicted model, not a curated record